AACCAAUUCAUAACUCAAUAGCUGUUACUAUAUUAGCAACUCUUCCAUCUAACUAACUAAUUAAAAUGAAUUUAUUUUUUUAAUCCUAGAUGAUAUGAUAUAUAUAGUAGCUCCUUCAAUUCCAGCUAUCAUAACAUUCAUAACCCCAAGCAAGCAAAAAAACCAUAUUCACUCAAAAGUCAAGCUCUAUAUUGCACAAUGUCAAAUUUUAAUAUCAAGCACAUUGCCAUCUUCUUCAUUCUCAUCUCAAUUUUCACUCCUCGAGUUUUAUCAGUCGUAGAAUAUUGUGGAGAAGAAGAAGACAACUCAUGUGUCAACAAAUCCAAAGCGUUGUCCUUAAAAAUCAUAGCCAUAGUCUCCAUCUUAAUCACUAGCAUGAUCGGAGUAUGUCUUCCAUUAUUCUCACGUUCUAUACCUGCCCUAAGCCCAGAAAGAAGCCUUUUCGUGAUUGUCAAGGCAUUUGCAGCAGGAAUUAUCUUAGCCACGGGCUUCAUGCACGUGCUACCGGACUCUUUCGACAUGUUAUCAUCCAGUUGCUUGAAAGAAAACCCAUGGCAUAAGUUCCCCUUCACUGGAUUUGUGGCUAUGUUGUCUGCAAUAGUAACGAUGGCUAUUGACUCUAUAGCUACUAGUUUGUACAGCAAAAAACAUAAAGCUGGUAUAGUUAAUCCAGAAAUCGGUCAGGGUCAAGAUAGUAAUGAUCAAGAGAUGGGGGCAGUGAAUGCUGGACAUUCCCAUGUACAUUCACAUCAUCACCAUGGAUCCUUUUCGACUAAAGAUGGAGUUGAUGGCACAAAACUACUACGAUACAGAGUCAUUGCCAUGGUGUUAGAGCUGGGAAUCAUUGUGCACUCAAUAGUGAUAGGGCUAUCAUUAGGUGCUUCAAGCAAUACAUGCACAAUUAAAGGACUUGUUGCUGCACUUUGCUUUCAUCAAAUGUUUGAAGGCAUGGGACUUGGUGGUUGUAUUCUCCAGACUGAGUACAAGUUCUUGAAGAAGGCAAUAAUGGCAUUUUUCUUCUCAGUAACAACCCCAUUUGGUAUAGCACUUGGAAUAGCACUGUCAAGUACUUACGAGGAAAAUAGCCCACGGGCAUUAAUAACUGUUGGAUUACUCAAUGCAUCAUCUGCUGGUCUUCUAAUCUAUAUGGCUUUGGUUGAUCUUCUUGCUGCUGAUUUUAUGGGUGACAAGUUACAAGGUAGUGUAAAGCUACAAAUCAAGUCCUACAUGGCUGUCCUUCUUGGUGCUGGCGGGAUGUCUCUUAUGGCCAAAUGGGCAUAGUUUCGUAUUUUAUACUUUAAGAAGAAUAAGUUUGUGAAAAUCCCUCCUUUACUUUGCUUUUGAAAUUGUAAUUUUCUGUCCUUUCCAAUUUCGUGACCGAAUUUGAGUUGCGAAAUAUUCUGUAAAAUUUGCCUCACCUUUUUAUUCCUUAA
Capsicum annuum is the source of this 1433-nucleotide messenger RNA. Its product is annotated as fe(2+) transport protein 1. The coding region runs from base 199 to 1281 and encodes 360 amino acids. The transcript has 3 exons. Lineage: Eukaryota; Viridiplantae; Streptophyta; Magnoliopsida; Solanales; Solanaceae. Gene Ontology annotation, cellular component: plasma membrane. The record is from RefSeq and is a predicted model, not a curated record. Gene Ontology annotation, biological process: zinc ion transmembrane transport. Gene Ontology annotation, molecular function: zinc ion transmembrane transporter activity.